GGGAAAAAAAAAGUUAGCUCCGGUCGGAGAGAGAGUCAUCAUCAUCGUCACUCACUCGCAGAGGGUAGGUAAGACUCGUUGACAUUUUCCCUUGAAGCUUUUAGCACCCUCUUCUGUUGGGAGGGUUCCGAAAUGUUUCUCCCGUCUCUCAAUUUCUCUAUCUGCUAACAAAAGAUUUUGUAUUCUAGGGUCUGAUGAUGGCAAGGCUAAGGCCGAGACAGUUGGAACCAGGCAAGACUGGUCCUUUGAAGUUUGGUUUGGAUGGAGAAGAAGAAGAAGACGGUUGGGUCUUUGUCAAAAAGCAGAGAAUCAUCAUUGUCUUGCCUUCUCUUCCUCCACCUGUAGACUUCACUUUGGAUAAACCUGCAUUAACUUUUCAGUUAGAAGCUGAGUUAAGAGACGGCGUCGAGGAUGCGCAAGACAGUAAUUGUGAUCACACUGUGGUGCCUGAACAUUGUAUUUUCGACAAGCCUGAAACUUCGGUGUCACAAGCUGAGUUAAGAGACGUUAUUGCAGAUACGCACGAAACUACUCCUCCUGUUCACACUCUGGUACAUUCUCUUCCUCUACCUGAACAAUUCACUCUGCAGAAGCCUGAAGCUUCUCAAUCACAAGUUGAGUUAAGAGACUGUGUUGCGGAGACGCACGAACUUACUACUCCUCUUCCGGUAACUGAACAUUUCACGUUGCAGAAGCCUACAACUUCUCAGUUACAAGUUGAGAAAAGAGAUGUUAUUGCGGAUACUAAGAGAACUACAACGCCUCUUCAAACAGUGAUGUCUUCUCUUUCAUUACCUGACCCUUUAGUUUUGCAGAAGCCUGCAACUUCCCAAUCACAAGUGGAUACACGCGAAACUGCUCUUGUUCACACAAUACUUCCUUCUCUUCCUGUACCUGAACAUUGCACUUUGCAGAAGAAGCCUGCAACUUCUAAAUCACAAGCUGAGUCAAGAACGGAGACACGAAGAGCUACUCUCGUUCACACUGUGGUGCCUUCUCUUCCUGUACCUGAACAUUGCACUUUGCAGAAGAAGCCUGCAACUUCUAAAUCACAAGCUGAGUCAAGAACGGAGACACGCAGAGCUACUCUCGUUCACACUGUGAUACCUUCUCUUCUUGUACCUGAACCUGCAACAUCUCAAUCACAAGCUGAGAUAAGAGCAGAGACGCGCAAAGCUACUCUUGUCCAAACAGUGGUGCCUUCCCUUCCUGUAAUUGAACAGUGCACUUCGCAGAAGACUGCGGCUUCGCAGCCACAAACUCAGCUGAGAGACAUGGUUGUGGUUACUCAUGCUCACACCGUGGAACCUGAGGCCUGUCCUGAUUUCACCUCAGUAGACAAACCAGAGAUAGUUACUGGUCGCAAUGUCACAACCAGGAAAGGUUCAGCUCCAAGGAGAUCACUUCAAGAUUGUAGUAAGAAUCGGGAUAGAAGAAUGGAGAUUCACAAGAGCCGUGCUGGCCACAAGCCCAUAAGGUUUCCUAGAGUGAUGUGCAGCUCAGUUGUUAUGGAUAAUGAGAAGCUGAGAGUGCUGAAUCUGGAGAAGAAGGUUGAGAAAGCAGGCGGAUUGAACCAGUGGGUUGGAUCAAUAGGAUUGGGGAGAGAGUUUGAGAGGAUGUUGAGAGGACAGAGGAUGAAUAAGUUUCAGAUGGCAAAUUUGACAAUGGAGAAGCUUAAGCAGAUGGGUGCUUUAGCCGUUGGGCCAAGAAGAAAGCUUAUACAUGCGAUUUGUUGUGUCUAUCACCCUCAUUGUCUCCGUGCUUCCUUUUAACUGAGAACAAUCUAGUAAAGUGUAGCCAUUAAUGUGGGGGCAAUAAUACUUAUUAGAUACGUUGACUGAUGUUCAAUUAUUAUCUUUUGGUAAGUGAUAGUCUUUUUGGACCA
This is a messenger RNA of Camelina sativa (false flax), 1885 nucleotides long. RefSeq lists its product as uncharacterized. NCBI's taxonomy places the organism in Eukaryota, Viridiplantae, Streptophyta, Magnoliopsida, Brassicales, Brassicaceae. The record is from RefSeq and is a predicted model, not a curated record. Gene Ontology annotation, molecular function: protein binding.